GGUAGUAGUAGUAGUAGGAGUAGUACUGUAGUCGUAAGAAAGAUCCUGUGAAUCCGAUAUCUCUCUCUCGCUCAAUGGAAGACCAGAGAGUGUUGGAUCUGGUGAAGCAGUUGGUUCUCCGGUUAAUCUCUCCCAACAGGAACGAUUCGGAACAGUCGACCCAUUCAAUCGACACCGACAAGGCGCUCAAGUACGCAAUGCGUAUCCUCGGCAGUCGAAUGACAUCUUCCAUCUCCAUCGACGAGGCCGCAAUGGCCGAGUCCAUCAAGCGCCACCUCGUCAACCAAGGUAAGUCGUCCGAUGCCCUAACCUUCGCCGAUCUCUACACCAAGUUCUCCUCCAAGUCUGGCCCCUGCAGUAUCCACAACAAGUGGGCUGUGCUUUACCUUCUCAAAGUCAUCUCCGAAGAUCGACGCAAAGAGAAGAGAUCUGAUUCUAGGGUUUCCUCCGGUUUCUUAUCUUCCACCGUCUCCGGGGGUCUCCCUGUACUGUUCGAAGACGACAAGGGCACUCGGAACCAAAAGCCUCCCGAUAAGGGUUGGAGUGGCGGGGUUUUGCUGGUCACCAAGGAUCCAGACAAUCUUAGGGAUAUCGCUUUCCGGGAGUUCGCGGAUUUGUUGAAGGAAGAAAGUGAUGUCUCGGAGAGUCAUUUGGUUAGGGAUGUCUUGUAUGCUUGUCAAGGGAUAAAUGGCAAGUAUGUGAAAUUCGAUAAGAGUAUUGACGCCUAUGUGCUCCCGGACUCGAUUAAAGUGCCCAGAGCUACCAGAAUUAUGGUUCGGAAGCUCUGUGAGCUGGGUUGGUUAUUUAGGAAAGUCAAAGGUUAUAUAUCGGAGAGCAUGGAUAGAUUUCCUGCUGAGGAUGUUGGAACAGUAGGGCAAGCCUUUUGUGCCGCAUUGCAAGAUGAGCUUGCCGAGUAUUACAAAUUAUUGGCUGUCCUAGAAGCGCAGUCCAUGAAUCCCAUUCCCUUGGUUUCCGAGACGGCGAACUCGGGUAAUUAUCUCUCGCUGAGGAGGUUGUCGGUUUGGUUUGCAGAACCGAUGGUGAAGAUGAGGCUGAUGGCUGUCCUGGUUGACAGUUGCAGGGUUUUGAGGGGCGGUGCAAUGGCAGGGGCAAUCCAUAUGCACGCCCAGCAUGGAGACCCUUUGGUUCAAGACUUCAUGAGCCGUCUGCUUCGUCGGAUAUGCUCUCCACUGUUUGAAAUGGUGAGGAGUUGGGUUUUGGAGGGGGAGCUGGAUGACAUUUUUGCCGAGUUCUUUGUUUUGGGACAGCCCGUGAAAGCUGAGUCUUUAUGGCAGGAGGGAUACAGGCUCCACGCGGGAAUGCUUCCCUCUUUCAUACCACAAUCCCUCGCUCAAAGGAUUUUGAGAACUGGGAAGUCAAUAAACUUUCUUCGAGUCUGUUGUGAGGAUCAGGGUUGGGCUGACGCUGCAACAGAGGCAGCAGCUGUUGUUGGAACGACAACUCGGAGAUGGGGGCUGGGGUACGGUGAAAUUGAUGCACUCGAGUCUCUGGUUGUUGAAGCGGCCAAGAGGAUAGAUAAACAUCUAAUGGAUGUCUUGUACAAGAGGUACAAGUUCAAGGAACAUUGUCUUGCAAUUAAGCGCUAUUUGCUUCUUGGGCAAGGUGAUUUCGUUCAGUACCUAAUGGAUACCGUGGGGCCAGAACUUUCAGAACCUGCAAAUACUAUCAGCUCAUUCAAACUAGCUGGGUUGCUGGAAAGUGCAAUCCGGGCAUCAAAUGCACAGUAUGAUCAUGACAAACUGGACAGGUUAAAGGUCAAGAUGAUGCCACAUGGUACUGGAGACAGGGGUUGGGAUGUUUUCUCCUUGGAGUAUGAUGCAAGAGUUCCCCUAAAUACUGUUUUUACUGAAUCUGUCAUGGCAAGGUAUCUUAGAAUCUUUAAUUUCCUUUGGAAGCUUAGACGUGUCGAGCAUGCCCUGAUAGGAGCUUGGAAGACGAUGAAGCCGAAUUGUAUUUCUUCUCACUUUUUCUUGAAGCAGGAAGGUUCUAUUAAACUGCAAUUCACAUUAGCAUUGCGGCGGUGCCAAGCUCUUUGGGAUGAGAUGAACCAUUUUGUCACAAAUCUACAAUAUUAUAUAAUGUUUGAGGUUUUGGAAGUGUCAUGGUCCAAUUUUUCAAAUGAAAUGGAGGCUGCAAAAGAUCUGGAUGACCUGCUUGCAGCACAUGAGAAAUAUCUCUAUUCUAUUGUGGAAAAGUCCCUUCUUGGAGAGUGCUCCCAAACCCUUUCUAAGACGCUGUUUGUAUUAUUUGAUCUUAUAUUGCAGUUCCGUAGUCAUGCUGAUCGGUUAUAUGAAGGUAUCCACGAGUUGCAAGCAAGAACGAUGGAAUCUUCUUUGUCCUCUCGAACGAGGAGCAGAUCAAAAUCAAAAUCAAAUAAUGAAUCCUCAGACUACGGGACAUGGGUUGGUGGGGGCAGGAAGGCCGUAACACAACAUGCUGGAGAAUUUCUUCGAAACAUGCGAAAUGACUUGGACACAAUUGCAAAAGAAUACUCAUCACUACUUGAAGGGUUCAUAGCACAAUUACCUGUGCAGCAACAUGUUGAUUUGAAGUUCCUUCUAUUCCGUUUAGACUUCACUGAAUUUUAUAGUCGUCAACGUCUUUGUACAUAAUUAAACUGCUCGAGUGAAAGAGUUUAAAUGGAGUGCCUCUGCAAAAGAAAGUUGCACUGACAAAAGGGUCUCAUAUGCCAUUUCCUGCCAGCUUCAAGUGAGCAACUUCAUGAUGUGGCUGGCUUACUGGGACCAACCAGGUCCACUCUACGACUCUAGACACUGAUGUUUACUCCUUUCUGAUGGAUUGUGUGGAAGUUUUCUGAGAUUGAAUGUUGAGGUAUAUUUAUAUCAUAGAAUCAGGUUUAGGAUCUUUCUACAUUUUACACACUUCAUAUUUGAUGGUUCCAAUGACAUGUGGGUGUUUUUGUGUGGCUAUUGCAAGUUGUGCAUCCUGAGUUUGUACAUCUGUAUCAUAUUUAUUCUUGACAAAUGAUUACCAGUGUAUGGCAUCAUUCUUUUAG
Molecule: messenger RNA, 3037 nt
Organism: Telopea speciosissima
Lineage: Eukaryota; Viridiplantae; Streptophyta; Magnoliopsida; Proteales; Proteaceae
Product: gamma-tubulin complex component 3-like
Exons: 3
Coding region: 75-2633 (852 amino acids)
Biological process (GO): microtubule nucleation; mitotic cell cycle; meiotic cell cycle
Cellular component (GO): spindle pole; equatorial microtubule organizing center; centrosome
Molecular function (GO): gamma-tubulin binding; microtubule minus-end binding
Source: RefSeq, a predicted model, not a curated record